Messenger RNA from Candidozyma pseudohaemuli, 1080 nucleotides. RefSeq lists its product as uncharacterized. The transcript is spliced from 2 exons. The coding region runs from base 1 to 1080 and encodes 359 amino acids. Lineage: Eukaryota; Fungi; Ascomycota; Pichiomycetes; Serinales; Metschnikowiaceae. The record is from RefSeq and is a predicted model, not a curated record.
AUGUUGCCAUCAUUGUCACUUGUCUACGGCUUGAUAACCUUGCCCGCUAAGUUAGCUUAUCUCACAUUGCAGUUUUUCACUGUGGGAACUGUCUUUACCAACCCCACAGCUAAGAAGUCGUUGAUCAAGACUUUGCACAAUGGUCUCUGUCAGCACAUGGGCCGCUCUAUCCGGGUCCAAGACUUGCAAUUGGUUCAUGUACCAGUGUCCAAAAUCUUGGGAAUGAUGUCCAAGACACUCGGAAGAUUGCCCGGCUACAAUGAAAAAUAUUCGGACAAGGAAGAGUUUGCCUGUGAGAGCCGUUGGCUCACUAAGAACAUCACACUGAAGUCUUCACCAAUCGUCCUCUAUUUCCACGGAGGUUGCUUUGCAAUCCUGAUGCUGGUCAACCAGGCUCAAGGUAUGGCCAACUUGUACGAUGCCUACAAAUUGAGAUACGGCGACGACCUUUCCAUCCUCCUUGCCGAUUAUUCAUUGGUCUCAGAAGGUUGCACCUAUCCUUGCCAAUACAACGAGGCAACUAGCCUCUACGAGAAGCUAGUCUAUGAAGGCUACACUAACAUUGUGUUAAUGGGUGACUCCGCCGGCGGUAACCUUGUCCUUAAUGUGCUCAGCUAUCUCCACGAAAAGAGCAACCAUCACGAGGUUGUGUGGCCUGUGGCUGCAAUCGGCAUCUCUCCAUACCUCAACGUCUCAAAGCAGGAGUACAAGGGCAGUUUCAAAAAGUUCAACAAACUCGACUUCUUCAACUAUGAUAUGACAAGCUACUUUGGCAAUCUCUACAUUGGGGGAGACGAGUACUUGAACGACUCUCCUAUUGUGAACAUCGAACUCAAUGCUGAUAAAGUGGACUGGAAAGAUAUCCCAGUGAUCAAAAAUGGAGACCUUCUCAUUCAAUUUGGUGACCAUGAGGUUUUGACAGACGAGAUUCUCAGAUGGUGCGAGAAAGCUGAACUCACCAGCCGCCAUCCAGAAAACAUUGCUAUUGACAUCGAUGGUACUCACAUUGGCUUUUUCGUUACCGAGAAACUGGCUGAACCAGUACUGCGCCAAUUCGGUACUUACAUUCUUGAAUUCUAA